AUGGCUCCCUCUCCGGCCCCUCACGACAGACCGUCGUUCUCUUCUGAUCUCGCACCCGCGUCUUCUACUCAACACGGCCCUUCCUCGCCUGCCCAACAAAGAACUCUUGCCCCCACUGGAACCCCCAAUGCGACGGCACAUCGUUCAGGCAGCGGCAGCCCUAGAGGCACUGCCCAAGCCUCAAAGUCAUCUCCUCCCAGCGCUGCGCGACACGCCAACGGCGCUCCCAAGAUCGUCGUGAAGAAGGAGCCCAACUCCCCCGAUCUUCCGACCACCCGACACAGGCCACGCAAACUGGACCUGUCGAACAAGGGCGCUCACCCGGGCUCCAACACUCCCGGCACCGCCAGGCCCAUGACCGCUCGGGAGAACCUGGGCAUUCAGGAAGUCGGCCUGGCUUGUCUCUCGCCUGGCUUUGUUACCCAAGACCCGGUUAUGAAGGAGCAGCUCCAGCGCAGCAUGAGCGUGAGGGACCAGCAACGCAUGAUCAUCGAACAGAGAAUGCAGCAGCAGUCGGCCAAGGGCGACGGUCCUGAUACCUCCAGCAAGGACCCCGUGUCGCAAUUCGCUGCCAAGACCCCCGGGCUGUCUCGCAGGAACAAGGCUCAGCUUUCCAUUCUGCCGCCCUCGGCCGAGUCCUUCGCCAACGAGCGCGUUAUCCAGUCUGCUCCCUUGGGACACUCCUUCACCGGCCGUCAACACCCUGCACCUCUGACUCGCCACAUUGCGAACCAGCCGAACACGCUGUCCAACACCUCUCACAUCCACCACGUUCCUGCCAACCAGACAAACAACCUCUCCGGUCAUCCCGAGAACGCGCCCAACUCGCUGUACCCUCAAAACAGCUCGCGACCUCCUAUGACGUCGCCCGGCCACCCUCCUCAGAUGCAGCAUGGUCCCCCGACGUCGGGACGUGCGCGGGAGUACAAGUCUGCCGAAGAGGCGCAACAUGAGAUUGCCGGAGGCCGCCCCGAGCUGCUCCCCAAGAUUGUGCACUACGGCAACACCCACCAGCCUCCUACGCCGCCCUCUCCCGCCCCGGGGAGCAGACUUGCCGACCCCAGUCGCAGUGCCAGCCGGCGUCGCACCCGUGCCGAGUACGAGGACGGCAGCCCGCCUCUGGGCCACGGUCCCGCUCCCCAAAGAAGAGGACCGUUCGGCGCUGGUCGGGACAGCCCCGAGAGCCAAAGAGCAAAGCGUGACGAGUUUCUCAAGCUCUGCGAGAGGGCCUGGGACCUGUUCCACUCCUAA
Messenger RNA from Colletotrichum spaethianum, 1251 nucleotides. RefSeq lists its product as uncharacterized. The coding region runs from base 1 to 1251 and encodes 416 amino acids. NCBI's taxonomy places the organism in Eukaryota, Fungi, Ascomycota, Sordariomycetes, Glomerellales, Glomerellaceae. The record is from RefSeq and is a predicted model, not a curated record. The transcript has 3 exons.